Suillus plorans is the source of this 546-nucleotide messenger RNA. RefSeq lists its product as uncharacterized. The record is from RefSeq and is a predicted model, not a curated record. The transcript has 3 exons. Lineage: Eukaryota; Fungi; Basidiomycota; Agaricomycetes; Boletales; Suillaceae. The annotation marks the transcript as partial.
ACAGUAACAUUAUAUCCAACAGUUCGUGCGGUGCGACACACACAAGACGCGUCCAUACAGCCUUUGUGCAUUGGUGUCUGCUUUUCAGGUACUCUUCCGAGGCACCUUGUUCACAGCGUUGUUCCGAUCCAAAUUUCCGUUUCAAUUGCAGAGGAGUAUAGCUCAUUCACAACACCGGUCAUAGAGUCUCUUGCUUUGGACGGCUAUCCUACCAGUGAGGGUUCCAUAUCCGAAAACGUUGCUGCUGUGAGUGAUAGCGGACACGAACUAGAGCCUUACAACCGGCAUGUCGACAUACCCAUAACAUUCCUCCCUUUGCCGUCCGAUUUCAACCCCACGGAUUCUUGCCAUUGGUCAAGGUUGUUAGAGCAGAUCCAGCGCUGGCUGGUUAACAUACCGUCGGAUUCACAACAUUGGACGUGGGGCCGCGACGCAUUCUGGUACGCUUUUGUAGCUACUUACCCAGACUUCCCAAGUGGAAGUUGGUUGACGUGGGACGCGAGAAUUCCCCUCCAGGGCCGGUUCAUUGAACAGUGGCUUGAGGAC